This is a messenger RNA of Magnolia sinica, 1218 nucleotides long. Its product is annotated as 3-oxoacyl-[acyl-carrier-protein] synthase I, chloroplastic. The record is from RefSeq and is a predicted model, not a curated record. Lineage: Eukaryota; Viridiplantae; Streptophyta; Magnoliopsida; Magnoliales; Magnoliaceae. Gene Ontology annotation, molecular function: 3-oxoacyl-[acyl-carrier-protein] synthase activity. Bases 1 to 771 code for a protein of 256 amino acids. The transcript has 6 exons. Gene Ontology annotation, biological process: fatty acid biosynthetic process.
AUGGGCUCCACCUUGCUUGCAAUUGAACUUGGUUUCAUGGGGCCGAACUAUUCAAUUUCAACCGCAUGUGCUACUGCCAAUUACUGCUUCUAUGCUGCUGCUAACCACAUCCGGCGAGGCGAGGCUGAUUUAAUGCUUGCUAGGGGAACUGAAGCUGCAAUUAUUCCCAUUGGCUUAGGUGGUUUUGUUGCAUGUAGAGCUCUAUCCCAGAGAAACGAUGAUCCCCAGACUGCAUCUAGGCCAUGGGAUAAAGACCGAGAUGGCUUUGUUAUGGGUGAAGGUGCUGGAGUAUUGGUAAUGGAGAGCUUGGAACAUGCAAUGAAACGUGGUGCACCAAUUAUUGCCGAGUACUUGGGAGGUGCUGUUAACUGUGAUGCUUAUCAUGUGAUGGAUCCUAGAGCCGAUGGACUUGGUGUCUCAACAUGCAUUGAAAGGAGUCUUGAAGAUGCUGGUGUGGCCCCAGAAGAGGUUAACUACAUAAAUGCACAUGCAACUUCCACACUCGCUGGAGACCUGGCCGAGGUGAAUGCUAUCAAGAAGGUCUUCAAGAACACUUCGGAAAUCAAAAUCAAUGCAACCAAGUCUAUGAUUGGGCACUGCCUCGGAGCUGCAGGCGGACUUGAAGCCAUUGCCACAGUGAAAUCAAUUAAUACAGGGUGGCUGCAUCCUACCAUAAAUCAAUUUAAUCCAGAGCCUUCGGUUGAGUUUGAUACUGUGGCAAAUACAAAGAAGCAGCAUGAAGUGAAUGUUGCCAUUUUGAAUUCUUUCUGAUUCGGAGGACACAACUCGGUGGUGGUUUUUUCUGCGUUCAAGCCUUGAUUACAGACCGGGUCCAUAUAACCACAAGAAGGGGGCCUGCUGUUCUUGAUAAACUAGGUACCCAUUACCUUUUCAUCUUUGGUUUCUUCUCCUUUCUUUGACUGUUAUGAAUCGACGGCUGAGAAGGAAUGAUUUUUCUGAGUGGAAGCUUUAAGUUAUUGAAUAAAAGUAGUGAGAGUUGAGAUUUUAGUUGCAUUCGGAAUCAUAGUUUAUGGAUCUUGGACUGUUGGCCAGGUAGUUUUUAGUUGCAUUCAGAAUCAUAGUUUAUGGAUCUUGGACUGUUGGCCAGGUCAUAGUUUUUCCCCCACUUAGCUUUUUAGAUGAAUUUCUGAUACUUUGUAGACAGCAACCUUUAAUAUUUUUUGGGGAAUUACUUAAAUUUCAUUGUCAUAGUUCUCU